This is a messenger RNA of Suricata suricatta (meerkat), 1533 nucleotides long. RefSeq names its product pleckstrin homology domain containing S1 (gene PLEKHS1). The transcript is spliced from 11 exons. Lineage: Eukaryota; Metazoa; Chordata; Mammalia; Carnivora; Herpestidae. The coding region runs from base 1 to 1254 and encodes 417 amino acids. The record is from RefSeq and is a predicted model, not a curated record.
AUGGCUCCACUGAGGCUCACCUGGAGUGCUUUUCCGGUCCCCAGGGAGCACCUAAACCACGGAGCUUGCGAGCCAGUGGUAGAAUACACCUACAACUUGACUGGGAACUUGAGCAGAAACUCCAGCAUAGAAGUCGGCAUAAGUAGCCAUGAAAAAAUGCAAUCUGUACAUAAGAUGUUUAAAUGCCACCCUGAUGAGGUCAUGUCCAUCAGAACCACUAACAGGGAAUAUUACCUCAUUGGCCAUGAUAGGGAGAAGAUUAAAGACUGGGUGUCCUUCAUGUCAUCAUUUUGCUGGGACGUCAAAGAAGCACGCCAGAAUGCAGAGCAGGAGAAAUUCUCACUGGGUGGUAAAAGGCCCUUGUCAGACCCCAGCCCUCUCCUUGGUCCUUCCAGCACAUCAGAGGCUGUCAGACCCACUACACCAAGGAACAGUCUUCCAGACAUGCAUUUAAUGGAAAAAAACUCUCCAGGACAAGCUCAUCAGCCACAUGAUUUCUUGUCAGAGACUACUGAAGACACAGAAGAAGAGAGUCAUUAUAUUAGUCCUCGAAGUAUUCUUUUAGAGUUGGAUACUUCUAUUGCUUCCAAUGAUCCUGGUGAAUCUGCUGACCCUGGUAGUCCAGUGCAGUUCUUGGAGAGAACUGAACAUCAUUACAUACCAAUGAGUUCCUGUUUUUUCAGAGAGACAUCCCACAACUCUGCCGAUAGCAAAGAGGGAUCGCAGGCCAUUCCAGACAUUCAGAACGGGGGGCUUCACUUGCAAGAACAAGGCUCACAAAGUGACUCCUGUCUUCCACCUGCCAAUAUGGAAGCACGGACCAUGAAUGACAAAAAGGGUAACAUCCCUGAUGAAAGCCAAGUGAAGAAACUGAAUGUGUUCCUUUCUCCUUCUGACAUCAUAAAUUAUCUUAGCCUCAUUGAAGCUGCAGGACGGAUAUGUGUGGCUCAGUGGCAAGGCCCCCCGCGCCUGGGAUGUUUAUUUUUUCACGGAGAUCACAUUUUGGCCGUGAAUGACCUGAAGCCCCAGGGCCUGGAGGAGGCUUCCUUGUUUCUCAGCCGGUCUGUUCAGGAGAAAAUAAAACUCACCAUCGGCCGGAUCCCAAAUUCAGAGAAAUUCCAUGCUGUAGCCUGUACGUGCCCUUUAAAACACAAAGGGGUUGUGCCUCUUCCACCGGGUAAAUCUGGACUGGAGAAGACAUUGAAGAGGAGUCCCGCCAUUAAAAAGGGUCAGGACAAAGGAACUGGAGAGUAACACUCCAGGACCCCCUGCGUAGGAGCAAGGAGAGGCCCUGGACUCUGGGGGGGCUCUGCCUCCACGACUGUGUGACAUAACACAAAGCAGCACACCUCUCUGGUUUUCUGCAUCUACAUCUUAACGGCGGGGAAAACUAUUCCCCCUCUGCCUAUUGCAUCAGGGACGUUGAGAGGGUCCCAGGGGAGAAUGACUGUGGAAUGCCCAGAAAAUGUAAGGCCUUAUCAGCUCAGACAUUGUCCCACACAUCACAGAGGCUGGAUAAGUCCCUCAUCUGAA